AUGAUCGCCGUCACAGAGAAAGCUUCCAAUGUAUGCGCGUAUUGCCGAGUGAGGAAGCAAAGAUGUGACCGCAAUCUACCACGAUGUCAGAGAUGUGCUGCCAAAGGUCGGCACUGCGACUACACGCCGUACAGAGAACCUGCACGACAAGAGUACCGGGAGCCUGAGACAUUGAUAUUGCACUCUGAUACCUGUUUCCACACAGAGAUUUCGCAACGCGGCUCGACCGAGCUGCUGCAUACCGUCAUGGCAUGUCGGGAAGGUCCGCUUAUUUCUACUGCCAAUCCGAAACUGUCUGCACUUGUUUACGAGAUCCUGGACCAUGCUGACGUCGACAUGGCUGUUGUGUUGGCCGAGUUUGGACCCUGUAUUUCCCAGUGGUGUCCCAUUAUUCCGCAGGACCUUCUUGACCGUUGUGCAAACGAUUUGGUUAUGCAGACCCCACGUCCUGAGAGGGUGAACUACCCUUUAAUCCUGCUGUGUUUGUGGCUAGUCACGAGACGCACUUGCGGGAAUACUGAUCACAUCAGGAAGUGUGAGCUGUAUCGCACCUUGAAGUUGCUGCUUGCGGUCUUGCAAAGUAGGCCAGAGUUGGAGUUGGGGGGCGUGCAAGUUGGCAUGCUGAUUGCCGUGUACGAGGUUGGCCAUGGUAUGCAGAGGCAAGCAGUCCAGACAAUAGCAAGCUGCGCAUCACUGCUCAAGCUUCUUGAAUCUGAUGCGAGAAAGAACAAUAUCGAAGAGGCCAUUGCAUUGACGGAGUGGCUCCAAGUGAGUAUGCUCAUGUUGGAUCGUCUCAUCUCACUGUCGAUGUUGUCGGAUCCCGUCUCUCUUAUUUUGCAUUCUACCAACCCCACUUGCAAGGCCAUCGCCGGUAGGCUGAUUCCAGGAAUGCCAGCACCCUCUCCCCAGGAGACUCCCAUCUCACCGCGCAAGGUGCAUAUCCGAGCCGCUGUCGCGUUAGCCGCCGGGCCUGUCCUGGAAUAUGUUUAUGCACGUCAGCACGGACUUGAACCUGAGCAGUCUUACGAUCAAAUUGACGACAUUAUAGCAGACUGUAUCAAGGUACUUGUCGACAAACCACAGCCGCACACCUGGCUACACUGCGAUGCGAUAGCCAUGGCCUUUCUCUCUCACAUCCUCCUGCAACAAACACAGAUGACGCAUCUCUCGGACAACAUGGUUCACUUUACUGUCCCAGGACCAGACUACACAAAAGCCCAUCUCGCGCUCAAGUAUUCGCGUCGAAUGUCGUGGGACAUGGUACGCAUCGCCAUUCAAAAGAUUCAAUCCCAGGAGGAGAUCCAACGUCUUCCCUUCGCCGGGCUCUGCUGUGUCCUUCGUGCCGGAAUCGCCGUCCUGGAGACAUCAGAGUUCAUGGCCGAGGAAGUGAUGGAGCCCGAGGAAAUCGUCGAAUUCAUGAAAAUCAUGGAUUGGUUCGAUGUGCGGUGGAGUAUUGGACGAGAGUAUGCCAGAAAAGCAGAAGAAGCUCUCUGCCGCGUCUAA
Molecule: messenger RNA, 1503 nt
Organism: Plenodomus lingam JN3
Lineage: Eukaryota; Fungi; Ascomycota; Dothideomycetes; Pleosporales; Leptosphaeriaceae
Biological process (GO): regulation of DNA-templated transcription
Molecular function (GO): DNA-binding transcription factor activity, RNA polymerase II-specific; zinc ion binding
Source: RefSeq, a predicted model, not a curated record